Messenger RNA from Musa acuminata AAA Group (dessert banana), 1595 nucleotides. Its product is annotated as protein SMALL AUXIN UP-REGULATED RNA 12-like. Bases 741 to 1277 code for a protein of 178 amino acids. Gene Ontology annotation, biological process: response to auxin. The transcript has a single exon. The record is from RefSeq and is a predicted model, not a curated record. Lineage: Eukaryota; Viridiplantae; Streptophyta; Magnoliopsida; Zingiberales; Musaceae.
GUGACGGUGAACACCAACUCUCCGUUGCCCGUUCUUCUGCCCCAGUGCAUGGGUAAAGCAGGAAACAUCCAGCAGCGGAGGCGACGCUCGUUCCAGGGCCAACCAUUCCGGCAAACGCAGCAUGCGACGCCUCGCCUCGCCUCCCUCCCUCGCCCAAAGUAAGUAAUACCAAGGUAAGAAAGAGCAGCACGCAGGUCAUGUCAGAAGCCAUGGAGACGGACGGACGGACAGACAGACAGAUGGGAGGCGAAGUGUGUGGGAGGGAGUCGCUGCACGUGGGUGAGGAAUCAUCGGUGAUUCCGCAGCACUAGUCGUCUCGGUCGAUCCCACGCAUCUUCCCAUCUCCAUCCUGCUUUUUUCUUCCUUACAGCCGAAAGGGGUCAGCUGGGAUCGACCCUUCCAUCGGCAGGAAUGGCGUAACUACUGGCGUAAGCAUGAAAGCUCCACCUUUUCGUGUGGAAUCCGUGCUGGAUCCUCUCUUGCAUCAGCUUUUUCAAGUCGAUGGUUUCGAUUUCGAUUCGAAUUAUUAAUUUUGAUUCGAUUUGAUUCAAACUUAACCGUCCGUGGAAGUAACCCGUCACCUUCACCAACGCACACUUGACAAUGUCGAGAGCUGACAAAAGCUAUCUGAACGACAGCUUAGUCGAUAUCAGUUACCAUCAAGCUGCAGGAAGAUUUACUCGCAAACUUCUUCGUAAUGCAUCGGUUAUCACUGUCCGGCUUAUCUAUGAUAGAUACGUAUGCCUCUAAUCUCUCUCCGGCCAUGGGGAGUUUCUCCCUAUAAGACCCUGUCUCUCCCACUCUUCAUCCCUCCCCUCCAGUACCACAGCAGGCGAGAGGAAGAGAGGGAGGAAGCGAUGGGGAGGUGCAGCAGGGUGAGGCACGUGGUAUGGCUGCGGCAGAUUCUGCGGCGGUGGAGGGUGACGGCGGCGGCGGCGGCGAUGACGUCGUCGAGGAGGAGGAGCGGGUGGGCGGCGCCGUCGGACGUGCCGUUAGGGCACGUGGCGGUGUGCGUGGGGAGCAGCUCGCGGCGGUUCGUCGUGCGGGUGACCCACCUCAACCACCCCGUGUUCCGGCAGCUGCUCCGCCAGGCCGAGGAGGAGUACGGCUUCCCGUCCCGCUCCGGCCCGAUCGCCCUCCCCUGCGACGAGUCCCUCUUCGAGGACGUCCUCUGCCUCAUCUCCUUCUCUUCUUCUUCUUCUUCUUCUUCUUCUUCCUCCUCCUCGAGAUUCGCCAACGGCAACCUGGAGGACUGUGACUUCAACAACAUCUGUUGAUUUGAUGGAUCGGAGAAGAAACGCUUCGCAUCUUCAUCAACUUUUCUUCACGGAUCCUUAUUGCUGGCAUUUCUUCUUCUUUGUAUGUCACCAUUAGUAUCUAAUUCUCUGGAUUCUUGGAUCAAUGAGAGACGGGCAGCUCAACCGUGCCACCCGUUGAAUCGGAUCACUCGCACAGCGUAGAGUCAUGACAUGUUCUUUCAACUCUACUCGAAGCUCACCAGUGUUCUGCAUUUUGUAUUCUACGGCUCUCUCUCUCGUAAAUAUUAUUGUUGUUAUUAUUAUUAGCAAUAUUUCUUUUAUUCUGCUUGAUGAUUA